Messenger RNA from Cynara cardunculus var. scolymus (artichoke), 879 nucleotides. RefSeq names its product peroxiredoxin-2E-1, chloroplastic-like. The coding region runs from base 42 to 737 and encodes 231 amino acids. Gene Ontology annotation, molecular function: thioredoxin peroxidase activity. The transcript has a single exon. Gene Ontology annotation, biological process: cellular response to oxidative stress; hydrogen peroxide catabolic process; cell redox homeostasis. The record is from RefSeq and is a predicted model, not a curated record. NCBI's taxonomy places the organism in Eukaryota, Viridiplantae, Streptophyta, Magnoliopsida, Asterales, Asteraceae. Gene Ontology annotation, cellular component: cytoplasm.
CUGAAACACACAGUGGUACUCUCACAGUCCCACCAGUAAAAAUGGCAGCCGCAACAGCUUCAUUUGCUUUUUCCUCUGCCACCAAUCGCCACCGCACCUCCUCCUCUCUCCUCCAUCCCAAUCCCAACCCCAAACACCUUUCUCUUACCUCCUCCUCUUCUUACUCUUUCCACCCAAUCACAUUUCUCCGUUCCCAACUCUCUCACCAUCAUUCCAUCAAAUCCUCCACCACUCCCAAAAUCACCGCCACUAUCUCCGUCGGUGACAAGCUCCCCGAAGCCACCUUAUCUUACUUCGACUCAGACGGCGAACUCCAAACCACCACCAUCUCCGAACUCACCAAAUCCAAGAAAACCAUCCUAUUCGCCGUCCCAGGCGCCUUCACUCCAACUUGUUCCCAGAAACACCUUCCCGGAUUCGUCGAGAAAUCCGGCGACCUCAAAGCCAAAGGCGUGAGUACAAUCGCAUGUAUCUCCGUCAACGACGCAUUUGUAAUGAAGGCAUGGAAGGCCGACCGGAAAAUCGGCGACGAAGUGCUGCUGUUGAGCGACGGGAACGGCGAUUUCACCAAGGCAAUUGGGUGUGAAUUGGAUCUGAGCGAUAAUGCCAUCGGAUUAGGGGUUAGGUCAAGAAGGUACGCGAUGCUUCUAGAAGAUGGGGUUGUGAAGGUAUUGAAUCUUGAAGAAGGCGGUGCUUUCACUUCCAGUGGUGCUCAGGAUAUGCUUGAUGCUCUUUAAACUUUUUUGUCAUCUUUUUCCAUAGCCAGGAAUAAUUUCCAAAAUUUUAGAGCAAUCAUGCAUCAGUCACUUGUACUAUUUUCAAUGAAAUUUGUACAUUUGUUCUGGAUUUAGCAUUCUAUGCGAAGAUGGAAUUGGUUCA